AUGAGUACAGAAGUACCAAACCCCGGGCCCUCUGGGCAGCCUGACAGGAAAGGAUCCGUCAAGCGGGCCAGACAAAUGCUGGAUGCCGGCGUGCGUCCAGAACGAGCCUGCCCACCCCAGCAGAUGAGACAUCCGCCCGUCCCCAGGGAUAUUUCCCAUCAAACACAAUGGCCUCUUCCUGAUUCGGGUCUCCCACCACAACCGAUCAAUCAACAUCCUAGAUAUCUGGUUCCGCGGGGUCCUCCACCUCAGAGACCACCUCAUCCGAGCGAACUCCCUUCGCCAUCCAUCUACUCAGAACGGGAUAGCCGAGUUUCAGAAAUGAGCUCGUAUCCGAACCCAAGACCUCACCGGUCCUUCUCGCAACUUCAGCCGCCUCCGCUAGCGCAUUCACGCCCGCCGAUAAACGAUGCCCCUGCGAGUCCCACCAGCACAAUCGAUAUGACCACUCCUCGAAUAUCGAUUGCAACAGAAGAGUUGUUCAGACAAUCUGUGACUUCGUCGACGCCCUCUAUUCCCGAUGUGCCCCAAUUUCCACCUACGUUUAUGCUGCCCGAAUCCGGUCAUCCUCAGGAUGACCCCGGGCACCGGACGGCAGGUCUUGUCGCACCACUUAAUGCGCGAAAGCCUCCCCAGGCUCGUCGAUCAUCUGUCUCGCCCAUUCCAGAAGAAUUUGCCAACUCUCGCUUCACAAAAUGCUCCGUCGCAUCGAGCCGAGCCGUCCCCUCAAGUUGGGGAUCCGGCCCCGCCGAAUCGGAGAUUCUGGGAGCAUAUCUAGACAUGGAUUCAGAUGAUGGCCAGCGCUCACCGGGCCUCCAAGAGGACGAUACGAGGCUCGUCCGAAGCGCUAGUAUUGGAAAGCGAGGAAAGCCGACGAUGCGUACCAUCCUCAAGUCUAACCCCGGUUCCGUUAUAGAUAUGCCAGCAUUUGCCCAGGAGGAACCCUCCAAGGGCACAGAAGUACGACCUAUCGGGAUAGGAGCUGCUGCAAGCCAGGUGCCCCAUAUACCAAGCCAAUUAAGAAAGUCGUCUACUACAGCAUCGAGUGAAUCGCUGAAUGUGGUGGACCCGGAAAAGCCACCCUUUCCCACGCAGUAUGACUCGCCUUCCGAUACACGACUCGAAAAGGAGCUCGAGGCCUUCGGACAGCUGCCUCACGCUGCACCAACAAUGAGUGACAAAAGGCCUGGCGGUCGCAAGCCUCCUGCUCUGAAUAUGCAUGCAUUGCGGGAUGCAGAGGCUCGUGGGAGCCUUUCCAGUCUAUCUGAUUUGAUUCGGAGGGCGACAAAGCUGGCAACGAACCUAGAUCAUGGGAGAACCGCUAGUCGAGCUAAUCUGGCUGGUGGUGAUGAGGUGGGGUUCAGGAAUGCGAUGGGACAUCGACCACGCAACUCCGGCUCUAUAUCUGACAUGCUCGCCUCGUUUCCCCCGCCGGGUUUGGCCACACCCGAAGGUCGUGCAUCACGAACAUCAUGGCCCAUUUUCUUUGGACGCUCUAACUUGCGUAAUGUUGAGCAGCUUAACUCCAGUGAUGAUGACCCAAAUACUUCCGGACGCAGGAAGAUGUGCUGCGGAAUGCCUCGGAAGAUCUUCGUGCUCAUCUGUAUUGCAAUCUUCAUUAUUGUUAUUCUCGCGAUUCUUCUCCCCGUGUUCCUUAUCGCCGUGCCCCGCGAGAAAGCGAACUCGUCCUGUGCUGAAAAGAACCCUUGUGAGAAUGGAGGUAUGAGCGUCUCGGCCGGCGAUGAAUGCUCAUGCGUCUGUUCGAAUGGUUAUACCGGCUCACAAUGCAAUAGUGCGGGCGAUAGUAGCUGCACCACCGGCCUAAUAAGUAACGGAUGGAAUGCGACCAUGGGCAGUGCACUCCUUCCUCUGUUCGAGGAAUCCAAGACGAAAUUCGACGUCACCCUCGACCAAGUCACAAUCAUGGCUCUCUUCAGCAUGAACGAUGUCUCCUGCAAGACCGAAAACGCGCUCGUGGCUUUCGACGAUGUUACGAGUGACACGAGCAAGACCCGCCGAUCUGUAGAGUUGAUGGCCGACUCGAUGCCAUCUGAAGAGAAUGGAAAGCACGGUGAUUCUCCAUCCGUCUCAACAACCGGCCCAACACCAGUCCUAGCUGUCCGUUCCGAGGCCACUAUGAACGGUAUCCUAUACGACGACUCAAGCAAGUCAGCUACGAUCACGUCGCCACCCACUCAAACCGAGUCCGCGACGACCACCUCGGCUACUAGUAUCAGUUCUCAAUCCGUUUCCGGGACAAAGGCGGCCACGUCCACUAGGACCAACGUCCCCGAGGAUGUUGUUGGGUUUUCUCGGGUUGCGGUGUUGUAUAUUCUGCAGAAGACAGGCUCACUUGACACGGCUCUAUCCUCCGAACAGGGUAUCCAAGAAUACCUGGUCCAUUCGUAUGCGAACACCACUCACCCGGCCAUAAGGGUGGGUGGGUUCGCUGUGGAUUUUGAGAAAUUGACCAUCACGCUUCCCAAUCGCACGGUGAAUGGUGAGUGA
Molecule: messenger RNA, 2508 nt
Organism: Penicillium egyptiacum
Lineage: Eukaryota; Fungi; Ascomycota; Eurotiomycetes; Eurotiales; Aspergillaceae
Source: the annotation of a GenBank genome assembly